Molecule: messenger RNA, 477 nt
Organism: Gossypium raimondii (Peruvian cotton)
Lineage: Eukaryota; Viridiplantae; Streptophyta; Magnoliopsida; Malvales; Malvaceae
Exons: 1
Coding region: 1-477 (158 amino acids)
Source: RefSeq, a predicted model, not a curated record
AUGUCACAGAAAGAUUUGAAUUUGAGACAGUGUAGAUGGCUCAAGUUAUUAAAAGAUUACGACUUGAUUAUUGACUAUCAUCUAGGAAAGGGUAAUGUUGUUGUUGAUGCUUUGAGUAGAAAAUCUAUGUUUUCUUUACGAGCAUGGAACACGCGAUUGACGUUGAUUGAUGAUGGUAUGAUUUUAGCUGAAUUAAAAUCUAGACCGACAUUUUUGCAACAAAUUUGUGAAGCUCAGAAAUAUGAUAAUGUUUUGAUAGUUAAACGAAAACAGAUUGAGGUGACUCCUGAUUCAGAUCUUCAUGUUGGUUCUGAUGAUACUUUGUAUUUCAAAGGAAAAAUUUUUGUGCCGAGAAAGUCUGAUCUCAUUCAGAAGAUUUUACAGGAAGCUCACAGUAGUAGCUUCUCUAUUCAUCCUGAUAGUAAUAAAAUGUACGGCGAUUUGAAACAACUGUACGGGUGGCCAAGUGUAAACUGA